This is a messenger RNA of Monodelphis domestica (gray short-tailed opossum), 900 nucleotides long. The record is from RefSeq and is a predicted model, not a curated record. Lineage: Eukaryota; Metazoa; Chordata; Mammalia; Didelphimorphia; Didelphidae.
AUGGCCGGGGCCGGGGUGGCGAUCGCGGCCGGGGAGGCGGCCAGGCCGGGCGGCCCGGGGGGCCCGGGGCCCCGAAGGGCCCUGGCGGGGCGGCGGAAGGAGGCGGAGCCAGGGCCCGAGGGCAGCGAGGAGGCGCGGGGCGCAGGGCGCCUGGCACGGCUCCGAGGACAGCUGCGGGCACAGGCGGCGGGGCCUGGGGGCGCGAAGCUAGGCAGCGGAGACGAGGCGGCGGAGCGCACGGGCCCCGUGCCCCCCGGGCCUCCCACCCCGGGAUCCGCGAGCUCCGUGUGCUCUGUGUGUGGAGAGCCCCGCGGCGGCGCCACCUACCCGGCCGGCGUGCUCGAGGUGAGCGAGCGGCGGCUGCAGGCCGGCCUGGCGGGGCUCCGAGCCGAGCUCAGCGCCGGCCUCGACGCCCUCCGUGCUGAACUAGCAGCGGAGCUGGCCGCGCUGCGCCAGGCCCUGGGCCGUGCGCCCCCGCAACCCCCUCAGGACGCGGCCCCCGCCCGCCGCCGGGCCCCCGGGCCCGCCCCCGCCCGCGGCCAGGCGCUGCUGCGAGCUCUUGGCACAGUCAACGCGCUCUCCGCCGCCGCCGCUACCGCCUCCACCCGAGCGGGCGCCGAGCCCCCACCAGGGCCCCGCAAGGACCCCCCAGCCCCGGCCCCUGCCCGCGGCCAGGCACUGCUGCGCGCCAUCAGCACCGUGAAUGCACUCUCCGCCGCCGCUCCCCCCAAGGCAGGCGCUGAGCCCCCCGCGGCGCCCCGUAAGGACCCCCCAGCCCCGGGCCCCGCACCCGGCCGCGGCCAGGCGCUGCUGCGCGCCAUCGGCACCGUGAAUGCGCUCUCCGCCGCCGCCGCCGCCCCCAAGGCAGGAGCUGAACCCCCCGCGGCGCCCCCACCGUGA